Messenger RNA from Blastocystis hominis, 692 nucleotides. RefSeq lists its product as hypothetical. The record is from RefSeq and is a predicted model, not a curated record. The transcript has a single exon. The coding region runs from base 1 to 213 and encodes 70 amino acids. Lineage: Eukaryota; Bigyra; Opalinata; Blastocystidae.
AUGAACAUCCUGGGCACAUUUGACAGUCUAGUCACCUCGAUUGAGCACGUACUUUUAUCUCGCUCUGUUCUUUUUACUUUCUUAGAACGUUUCCGAUGCUCUCUUUUAUUGUAUUCGGAGAAAGCAAGGGUGGAAGCAGAUCUUCCAGCUCGUUCAAGAUUUGGUUUUGUCGCUUGUGUUCGUCGCGGUGCUUUCCAGCGUGAAGUAUUUUAGUUUUAUUACGUUCAACGUGGCUCUAAACGCAUGCCCUUUUGCAAGAGAUCACGAAUAGAUGAAUCCGCAAACUUAUAUAAUCUAUACAGUGUCUCGUAAGUUUAAAUACUUGAAAAAGACAGUAUACAAGAAAUGUGACGAAAUCAAUCUGUUUGACCACUCCACUCGGGACAUCACGGAGCGAAAUGCGUUUAUUAUCAACGUUCUGCUUAGUUCCUUCCUUCUCUAUCAAACAGACGGUGAGAGAUUCGGAUCGAUGUGAGUUUCAGAUCUGAACAUGGAGUUUUUCUACCAAGUGCUCAAUCUGUUUUUGGUGGACGAAGUAGGCUUAGAAAGGAGAGUGAAGGGUAGUUGGUAAUUGUGCUCAAACACAUGAUUCUGUUGAAGCAGAAUCGCUGGCCGCCAGAAAUCUAUAACAACUAUAUGGCACUCUUAAAGCGAGAUUAUCUUUUAACGACACAAUACAACUUUGACUUGGA